AUGAGCUCAGCGCGACAGGUUACCGGCGAGAUGACCAACGCUUUGUCAGCAGCGCAAGGGAAGAUGGAGGACCUUACUGGCAGGAUGUCAGCUCUUGAGCGAGCUUUGCGGAGAAGAGCACAGGUACCCUCAGAAUUCGUCACUGAGCCAAAGGAUGCGCAGACCAAGGCAUGUGCUUCACCAGCACCUGAAAAGCCCCAAGAUGUUCGGCUACAGACCUCGCUGGACUUCGAUGGCAGCCACCUUGCAUGGCAUGUGGAGCUUUCCGAGAACUCGGAGCUUCCGCGCUGUCUUUUCCACGAAUCCCUUGAUCGCGUCUCCACGUCGACAACCGACUUCCCGGACGAAGGCGACUGA
Messenger RNA from Symbiodinium necroappetens, 357 nucleotides. Lineage: Eukaryota; Dinophyceae; Suessiales; Symbiodiniaceae. The record is from the annotation of a GenBank genome assembly.